AUGGGUCUUCUUAUAGAAGGUACUUUAAUGACAUGGGAAGAAAUCAAGCCUUAUAUUUUACACAUCAAGAAACAAGCAAGAAUGCAGUUCGUUCAUGUGUAUAAGAAAUACAAGGACCAAAAAAAUUAUCCCCUUUAUUGGGGUGAUGAAAGUGAAUAUUCCUUAAUACAAUUUGACCAUGAAAAGCGAGUUGUCCAGUUGCUUUUGGCUGCCACAUCUCUACUUGAAUCUCCUCAAUUAAAGGAAUCAGAAUCAUUCAUGUGGUCUCCAGAAUAUACCGAAUUUAUGAUGGAAGGCCACCCCAGAAAACCGUUUGGCAGUUCCAUCACCAACUUGAAUCUUAUAGAAGAACAUUUUAAAGAAAGACGUAAAUCAAUAAAGCAAUUGUUGGGCCCAGACCAAAGUUUAGUUUCUUUAACAGCUUUUCCCAGACUGGGCUGCCCUAAUUUUACUUUUCCCUCUUAUGAAGCAAACAAGCAUGCGACCGAACUGCACCAAUCAGUUUUCAUUGCAGAUGCUGCGCUGACUGCAAAAGAUCCAUUCUUUUCAAACGUGAAUGAAAACAUAGUGCAUAGAAGAAAAGAAAGGAUUGCUAUCAAUGUACCAAUUUAUAAAGAUAAAAAUACCAUUAUGCCAUACGGAGAAGACAUGUCCAAAUAUGGAGACAAUAAAGAAAUGAAGAAAUAUUUGAAACCAGGCCAUAUUUAUAUGGAUUCCAUGACAUUCGCGGCUGGUUGUUGUUCCCUCCAAGUUACAUUUCAAGCUGCUGAUAUAAAAGAAGCUGCUUAUCUUUAUGAUAAUCUGGUACCUCUUACUCCAAUUAUGUUAGCACUGACCGCUGCAGCUCCCAUUCAUCGUGGAUAUUUAUCUGGUACUGACUGUCGUUGGAGUUCCCUUUUUCAAGCUUGUGAUGACCGUACCAAACAAGAACAGGGUCUAGAACCUUUGACAAAUGGUAAUGUUUUGGUGGCAACAACUCGUUACGAUACAGUAUGCAGUUACCUUUCUGUGAGCAACAAGUUUUAUAAUGACUAUAAUUGCAGUUAUGACCAUGAGCAGUAUGAAUUAUUGAAGGCUGAAGGUGUUGAUGAAAUGAUGGCCAAAUAUGUUGCCCAACUCCUAGUUCGAGAUCCAAUCCUUUCAUUCAAAGAGAGGAUCAAUCAAGACGUUACCAAGGAUACUGAACACCUUGAGCUUAUCAUAUCCAUGAACACACCUAAUAUAAGACUGAAGCUGCCUACAGAAGAUUCUGGAUGGAAAAUAGAAUUCAGAUCAAUGGAGCUUCAAUUGACCGACUUUGAAAAUGCUGCCCUUGUUGUAUUUAUCCUGCUUCUUACCAGAGCUAUAGUUACUUUCAAACUAUACUUUUUGAUACCAUUAUCAAAGGUUGCUGAAGACGUUAUAACAGCACAAAAGCCAGACGCUGUUAAUAAAGAAAAAUUUCACUUCAGGAAAGAUAUUGGAAAAGAAUCUGCUGAUUGUGAAAUGGCUGAUGUUUACACAUUGAUGACUUUAGAUGAAAUCAUGAAUGGCAAGGAUGAUUUCCCUGGUUUAAUUCCUCUCAUACACAAGUAUUUCGAUCUUAUUGACUAUGAUGUCAAUAACAGACGUAAAAUGAUGCCAUACCUACAAUUUCUCUCAGACAAAGCUGCAGGAAAGAUAAUGACAAUGGCCCAAUGGACAAGACAGUUUGUAACAAAUCAUGAAGAUUACAAGAAUGACUCUGUUGUCAGUGAGAGAAUCGCUUAUGAUUUUAUGAUGGAAUGUGAGAAGAUUGUCAACAACGAAGAAGGAUGUCCUCAAGCAUUUAUCAAGCGUUAGCAAAAUCCUAAUAACAUCGACUGAA
Molecule: messenger RNA, 1846 nt
Organism: Octopus sinensis (East Asian common octopus)
Lineage: Eukaryota; Metazoa; Mollusca; Cephalopoda; Octopoda; Octopodidae
Product: glutamate--cysteine ligase catalytic subunit-like
Exons: 16
Coding region: 1-1821 (606 amino acids)
Biological process (GO): glutathione biosynthetic process
Cellular component (GO): glutamate-cysteine ligase complex
Molecular function (GO): glutamate-cysteine ligase activity
Source: RefSeq, a predicted model, not a curated record